Blepharisma stoltei is the source of this 1332-nucleotide messenger RNA. The record is from the annotation of a GenBank genome assembly. Lineage: Eukaryota; Ciliophora; Heterotrichea; Heterotrichida; Blepharismidae.
AUGUCUUACUCAUGCAUUAAAAGGCUUAAUUCGUUGCUUAUUCUCUAUAUAAUUUCAGCUUAUUGCUUGGAACAUUCUGAACAAAGCACAGAAUCUGGCUAUUACCCUACAAUAGGAAUACUGUCAACCCCAAUUGAGAAAAGAGAUGCUCAGUCUAAUUCCAAAUAUUCAAUGUUUAUCUCAGGCACAUAUGUAAAACAUAUAGAAUCUGCUGGAAUAAGGCCUGUACCUAUCUGAAACAAUUCAACAUAUAAAGAAAUUGAUUUGAUUAUGUCAAAAAUUAAUGGUGCUUUAUAUUUAGGACUUUAUUUAAUAGGAGGCAAAACACUCCUUGUUGCCAAAAAUGAUGAUGGCUCAUUGAAAUAUAGUAAAUACAUGAAAAAAGUUAUUUAUAUGAUAAAAAAGGCUAUUAAGAAAAAUGAUAAUGGGGAAUAUUUUUCAAUUUUUGGGACUUGUUUAGGGCUUGAAGUCCUUUUUAUAUAUGCUGCGAAUGAGUAUAUUUUAGAGAGCUUCAAUUCCACCCGAUAUAGAUCAAACUUAAUCUUCAGUGAAGAUGCUCCUUUUUCAAAAAUUUUAAAAAAUGCAGAUCCAAAAAUGCUUAAUUUUAUGGCCAAAGCUAACAUUACAUUUGAAAAUCAUGGAAAAGGCAUAAGUCCAGCUACUUAUUUAAGUAAAUAUUAUAUAGAAUAUCCAAAUCUACAAAAAAUGUUUAAACCAAUUGCAUAUUCUAGAGAUCGUCAAGGCAAUUUAAAUAUUGUUUUAGCAGAAGGCAACAAAUAUCCAUUUUAUGGGCUGAUGUUCCACCCGGAAAAACCAGCCUAUGAAUUUUUCUUUUCUACUAUAAGUCAUGAUUUUCGAGCAAUAGAAAUUGGGCAAUAUUUUGCUAGGUUUUUUGCUGAAGAAUUAAAAAAAAAUCCUAACUCCCCCCCUCUGUGAGCAAACAUAAAAAUUUUAAAUUUUAUAGAAUUUUUUUUUCGAAAAUUUAAAAAAAUCAUAAUUCGCAAAAAUUGGAAAGCAAAUAUUUAUUUAAUUUGUAAAAUUUAUGUGUUUUAAAAAACGCAAUUUGUUUAAAAUUACACAGAAUUAGCUCUAGUUUCAUUAUGCUAAUUAUCACUUAUAUAUCAAUUUUUUCAUUUUUCUAUUAAAAAAUUUUUGUUCGCUCACGGAGGGCGGGUUUUUGGGCAAAAAAUAAGGAUUUUUCUAAUGGUUUUGCUAGCUCACGGAGGGGGGAGUAAAAGAUUUAUAUAUGAGGAAGAAUAUAUAGAAUAUUCAUUACAAAAAUACGACACAAUAUAUCUACACAAUCCAUAUGAAAUCGUGUAUUUAGCUUAA